Messenger RNA from Aplosporella prunicola CBS 121167, 1558 nucleotides. RefSeq lists its product as uncharacterized. The record is from RefSeq and is a predicted model, not a curated record. NCBI's taxonomy places the organism in Eukaryota, Fungi, Ascomycota, Dothideomycetes, Botryosphaeriales, Aplosporellaceae. Gene Ontology annotation, molecular function: UDP-galactose transmembrane transporter activity; UDP-glucose transmembrane transporter activity. Gene Ontology annotation, biological process: UDP-galactose transmembrane transport. Bases 174 to 1358 code for a protein of 394 amino acids. Gene Ontology annotation, cellular component: Golgi membrane; endoplasmic reticulum membrane. The transcript has 3 exons.
UUCCUUCGCCCGGUAUAUAUGACCAUGCAGUCACUCCUGUAGCCUUCCGGCCCCCAACGUUCCUUACAUCCACCAUCGCUCCCUCGGACUCGACGCUCCUUUCUUUCCCUCGGCUUUUGCGCUCCCGUAGCAGUCGCACACCCCACGACACACCCCUGCCGCCGCUCGCGACCAUGGCACGUCACCAGAAGCGCGCAAAUGGCGACCUCGCGAAUGGCGCCGCCAAGGCAAACGGCGCUGCGAAGGCGCCCGCAGCACCAGCCCCUGCGCAGAAGCAGGCCGGUCUCGCCGAGCUGGUCGUCUGCGUCGGAGGUAUAUACGCAUCCUUUCUUUCUUGGGCGCUUCUGCAGGAGCGCAUCACGACGACGCGAUACGGCCCUCCCGCAUCGCCUGAAACCUUCACCUACUCCAUCUUCCUCAAUACGAUACAGUCGGCUUUUGCUGCCCUGACGGGCUACGCAUACCUGCGUCUGUCGGCGCCGCGGGGCCUGCCCGUCCCCGCCAUCUUCCCCUCGGCGCGCAUCCUAUUCCCGUUGGGCCUGGUGGCCGUGACUUCGAGUCUGGCCAGCCCGUUCGGCUACGCCAGUCUCAAGUACAUCGACUACAUGACUUUCAUCCUGGCCAAGAGCUGCAAGCUACUCCCCGUCAUGUUCCUGCAUUUGACCGUGUUCCGCAAGCGUUACCCAUUGUACAAGUACGCCGUGGUGGCGUUGGUGACGCUCGGCGUUGCCGUCUUCACGCUGCAUCACCCCUCGACGGCCAAGAAGAGUGGCAAGCAUGUCGCCGGCGGCAAUACGACGUGGGGCCUCGUCUUGCUCGGAAUCAACCUGCUCUUCGACGGCCUCACCAACUCCACCCAGGACCACAUUUUUACGGCCUUUAAGCCUUUUACUGGCCCUCAGAUGAUGUGCGCCCAGAACAUCAUGUCCACCCUGCUGACGACCUCGUAUCUGCUCGUCCAACCAUUUAUCGCGCAGACGGCGGUCGGUGCCUGGCUCGGAAUGCCCGCUGACAGUGGCGAGCUGAACGAGGCUCUCGCCUUUGUUACGCGCUACCCGCAGGUCGGCUGGGACGUACUGUCAUUCGCGGCGUGCGGCGCCGUGGGUCAAGUCUUUAUCUUCUACACUCUUGCACACUUCUCUUCGCUUCUGCUUGUCACGGUGACAGUGACGCGCAAGAUGCUGACGAUGGUGCUGUCGGUUCUGUGGUUCGGCCACAGCAUCCGUGGCAUGCAGUGGCUGGGCGUUGGCCUUGUUUUCGGCGGCAUUGGCGCUGAGGGUCUUAUUUCACGCCGCGAGAAGAAGGCCAAGGAGAAUUCUAAGGCCGCCGCUGCUGCAGAGCCGAAGAAGGAGUUGUAAGUGUUUUGUGGUGAUUGGCGAAUUAGACUUGGACGGAAGAUAUACGUGCAUGGCGCGGCGUUUACAUGGGUUGCGUGGCAAUCGUUUGUUUGUUAUAUGCGCAACUUGGUGCAUUGAACGAAGCAAGCAUAGCACGCAUAGCUAGAUAUGGUUUACUACACAAGAUGCUCUGGUUUACUACUUUUCGUACAUUAGGUGUC